Molecule: messenger RNA, 2921 nt
Organism: Rhopilema esculentum
Lineage: Eukaryota; Metazoa; Cnidaria; Scyphozoa; Rhizostomeae; Rhizostomatidae
Product: DNA replication licensing factor mcm5
Biological process (GO): double-strand break repair via break-induced replication; DNA replication; DNA replication initiation
Cellular component (GO): nucleus; MCM complex
Molecular function (GO): DNA replication origin binding; 3'-5' DNA helicase activity; single-stranded DNA binding
Source: RefSeq, a predicted model, not a curated record
UCAAUCUUUUCCCGCCAAAUAUUAUCAUUUUGCGGGAAACGUGUUUAUGACUGUUCUAUGGUGUCCCCCAUCCAAACCGAAAUCGCCAAUAUUGCGGAAUAGUCUAGGAAACACGCCAAAUAAGAGACAGAAGUUAACAAACUGAUGCAAAGACCAUUCUAAAACAGAGAUGUCUGGAUUUGACGAGCAACCAGUGUAUUUUAGCGACCCCUUUGGGUCAUCACAGGAUCAAGGAGAUGAUCAAGAAAUCAAUCGUGUUCAAACCCAAAAGCGUUUUAAGGAAUUUAUUCGACAGUUUCACGAAGGGACUUUUGUUUACCCCUACAGGGAUCAGUUAAAACAGCACUACAAUCUUGGGGAAUACUACCUGGAUAUUGACCUAAAUGAUCUGUCAAGUUAUGAUGAACUUCUUGCUGAUAAGCUGAUGAAAAGUCCAGCUGAAUACAUUCCAUUGUUUGAGGCUGCAGCAAAAGAGAUGGCUGAUGAAAUUACCAGGCCACGUCCUGUCGGAGAGGAAGAUGUGCAAGACAUUCAAAUAACACUGAAGUCAAAUGCAAAUCCAAUUGGUAUCAGGACUCUGAAGAGUGAUCAUGUUUCAAAAUUGGUAAAAAUUCCUGGGAUCAUCAUCAGUGCCUCUGCAAUUAGAGUUAAAGCUACAAGAAUCACUGUGCAAUGCCGUUCCUGCAGAAAUACCAUUCCAGAUAUUCCUUUGAAACCAGGGCUGGAAGGCUAUGCCUUGCCAAGAAGUUGCCCGUCAGAGCAAGCUGGCAAGCCACCUUGUCCAGUUGAUCCGUUCUUUAUACUUCCUGACAAAUGCAGAUGUGUGGAUUUUCAGGUGCUUAAGCUACAAGAAUCCCCGGAUGCAGUGCCAAAUGGAGAAAUGCCAAGACACGUGCAGCUUUAUUGUGACAGGUAUUUGACUGAAAAAGUGGUUCCAGGAAAUAGAGUGACAAUCAUUGGAAUUUAUUCAAUCAAGAAAGUGUUCCAGAAGUCAUCUAGAGGUCGAGAGGAAAGUGGUAUAGGAAUUAGGAAACCCUAUAUUCGAGUUCUUGGAAUUCAGUUAGAAACUGGGGGCGGAGGAAGGGCUGCAGUUAAAGCGCCAUUCACACCUACUGAAGAAGAAGACUUUAGAAGGCUUGCUGCAACACAGGAUGUUCACGACGUUAUUGCAAAGAGCAUUGCACCAUCUAUAUUCGGAAGUAUUGAUAUUAAAAAAGCAAUUGCUUGCUUAUUGUUUGGUGGCUCAAGAAAAAGGCUUCCAGAUGGACUUACACGUCGUGGUGACAUCAAUGUCCUACUUCUUGGUGAUCCUGGGACGGCUAAAAGUCAGCUUCUAAAAUUUGUUGAAAAAGUGGCUCCUAUUGCAGUUUACACAUCCGGAAAAGGAAGCAGUGCUGCAGGGUUAACGGCUUCAGUAAGCAGGGAUCCUGUUUCUAGGAAUUUCAUUAUGGAAGGAGGAGCAAUGGUCUUAGCUGAUGGUGGUGUUGUGUGCAUUGACGAAUUUGAUAAGAUGAGAGAAGAUGACAGAGUUGCCAUUCAUGAAGCUAUGGAACAGCAAACGAUUUCUAUCGCAAAGGCCGGAAUUACCACUACCCUGAAUUCAAGAUGCUCUGUUCUUGCUGCCGCCAAUUCAGUAUACGGAAGAUGGGAUGAGACCAAAGGAGAGCAGAAUAUCGACUUUAUGCCAACCAUCUUAUCAAGGUUUGACACAAUAUUUAUCGUAAAGGAUGAGCACGACAAAGCCAAAGAUAUGCGUCUUGCCAAGCAUGUGAUGCAAGUGCAUUUGAACGCUACUCAAAAGGCAGCAGUCGAAGGCGAACUGGAGCUAGAAUUUUUAAAGAAGUAUAUCGAUUACUGUAGAACGAAAUGUGGUCCCAGGUUGUCUGAGACUGCUGCUGAAAAAUUAAAGAACCGGUACGUGUUGAUGAGAAGCGGAACUCGCGACGCAGAGAGGGAAUCAAACAAGAGAAGUAGCAUUCCAAUUACUGUCCGACAACUUGAAGCAAUUAUCAGGAUAUCAGAGUCACUUGCCAAGAUGCAGCUACUUCCAUUUGCAACUGACGCACACGUUGACGAGGCACUGAGACUGUUCCAAGUAUCAACACUUGAGGCUGCCAGAUCGGGAAGCCUCUCCGGUGCUGAAGGACUCACUCCUGAAGAGGACGUCGAAGAAGUAAGGAGGAUCGAGCAACAGCUUAAAAGGCGUUUUGCUAUUGGCUCACAGGUGUCUGAGCAGCGUAUCAUUCAAGAUUUUGUUCGUCAGAAACACUCAGAAAGGGCAGUCCAGAUGGUGAUUCAUGUUAUGCUGCGGAGGGGUGAACUAGAGCAUCGUUUUCAACGUAAAGUCUUGUACAGGGUACGAUAAAACUUCAUCUUUUGAAGAUAUUCCCAACGAAUUUGUGGUUGGACCUUUCUAAAAAGCAGCCGAUACAGGAAAACUGUUGUAGUAUUAAGCAGAAAUUAACACAGUUGUUCAAUCUAAUAAGAUAAUUAUUAAGAUACAAUUAAUUGGAAUUCUUCCACCUGCUGUUGAUUUUUUAAUGUAUCUCCCUGGCACCAUUGAAAUCGGUUUCUAUUUUCUUUUGAUGUAGAAGCUAUUGAGCAUUUUAGGCCUAGGUAAGAGGUCAUGUUUCUGCCAGGUCGAAUUAAAUUAAUGGUUAAAAAGUGGUCAAAUUUGACGCAAAUGCGGUAAAAUUCGACUCUGGAUUUAAAGGUCGAAUUUGAAGAGGCACCAACGCAAAGAUUUGACCCCUGAAAAUUGCAAAAAGAUUCUGGAAGUGGGGACAAAAGUUCUCCCAAAAGGUUGAUUUACAUGCUUUGUAUCACAUACAUGUUGCGAAAAACAAGCGAGAGAAACUAGUACGAUUAUAUUUUUGGUAACCUAGCCCUCGGUUGACAGGGAUUUUUCGGCACAAGGCAAG